GGUUGUUAAACCCUUCUCUAAAACCCUCCAUUUUCAAUUGGGAGAACAAAGCAGUAAACAUGAGUAUCAAUCUGUCUCUCCGCCACCGCUCUUUCGCAUACCUCAAUCGCCGCCUCUCCUCCUCGCCCUUCUCCACCAGCACCAUCUCCAAAAUCCCCACCCUUUACGAACCCACCGCCGCCCCCACCACCACCCAAAACGACGCCGUCCCCACCACAACCCUCCAACUCCUCUCAUGGGGCAGAGGCGCCUCCGGUCAGCUCGGCGGCGGCAUCGAAGAAAUCCGGCUCUACCCAACUCCAGUCGCCAACCUUGUCGUUCCCACCUCAUCCUUCACUCUUUCACCAACCCAGGGCCGAAUUCAAGCACCCAAUUGCUCGAAUCAAAAGAACAAUGCCGACAGCGGUGUUGUGGAGGUGGGUAUUUCUUGUGGGUUGUUCCACUCAUCGCUGUUGGUGGAUGGUAAGCUUUGGAUUUGGGGUAAAGGCGACGGCGGUCGACUUGGUUUUGGGCAUGAGAAUUCUCUGUUUCUCCCGACUUUGAACCCCAAUUUGGAUUCGGUUCGCUUCGUGGCGCUUGGCGGGUUGCAUUCGGUGGCGCUCACCGCCACCGGGGAGGUCUAUACUUGGGGUUAUGGUGGUUUUGGUGCACUGGGGCAUUCUGUUUAUACUAGAGAGUUGUUCCCUAGAUUGGUAGAAGGAUCGUGGAGUGGGAAAAUACGUCAUAUUUCGACUAGUGGGACGCAUACUGGUGCCAUCACGGAAUCAGGAGAACUUUAUACUUGGGGUCGAGAUGAAGGGGAUGGUAGAUUGGGACUUGGUCCUAAUCGAGGCCCAAACGAGGGUGGUGGACUCAGCAUACCCUCCAAAGUAAAAGCAUUACCUAUGCCUGUGACUGCUGUUUCUUGCGGAGGUUUUUUCACAAUGGCACUGACAGAAGAUGGGGAACUUUGGAAUUGGGGAGCAAACUCUAACUAUGAGCUUGGAAGGGGCGAUAAGGUUGGUGGUUGGACACCAAAACCAGUUCCUAGUCUUGCAGGCAUUCGUAUUAUUCAGAUAGAAAGUGGUGGAUAUCAUUCUCUUGCGUUAACUGAUGAAGGUAAAGUACUUUCUUGGGGCCAUGGUGGUCAUGGUCAGUUGGGCAACUCUUCUUUACAGAGUCAGAAAACACCUACAGUUGUUGAGGCUUUAACUGAUGAGCGUGUUAUCUAUAUUGCUUGCGGGGGUUCAUCUUCAGCAGCUAUAACAGAUAAAGGAAAGUUGUUUAUGUGGGGAUACACCAAAGACUCUCAGCUAGGAGUACCUGGGCUGCCGGAGAUCCAACCAUCUCCUGUUGAAGUCAAGUUUUUAAUGGAGGAUGAUGGACUGGGAGCCCACAAUGUGCUGUCUGUUGCAGUUGGUGCUUCCCAUGCCAUGUGCUUGGUUUCAAGGGAUGAAUUGUCCAACUGAGCUAGGAGAAAAAUGAAAAUCUAUGGUGCUGAAGUAAACUGAUUUGAGAUUAUGAAGAUUAUCGCAUGCGAGAAAGAUGACGUCUAGUCAAGAUAUACAAGAAAUACGAUACAUGAAAUAAAAUGUGAACGCUUCAGUGCAAUAAGUUGCUGCCCUUCCUUGCUCUGGCGUAAGUGCUACAUCGACCGUGUGUUCCAACUCAACUUGCUUAAAAUUACUCAAGGAAACCUGCUUCCAAAUGCAACAGAUCAGAGCCUGUUGCAAGGAUAUACAGACAUUGACAGAACUCAGUUAUUGAAAACACAUAAGAGCUUCUCAGUCUCUUUAAAUUACUGGCAGAGGUGGUAGAUAUCUUAUACAUUCUUGUAACGUAUGGUGGUUCUUUGUUGUACCAGUUGCUAGACUGGCCCAAACUUUACUACAAAUUUUCUUCGGCUGUGAUUGUCCGGCAAUUAUUUUCAUGAUUUCGUUUCCAGUGCAAUUUGAAAGUGCAUUUUUUUCCC
Molecule: messenger RNA, 1951 nt
Organism: Pyrus x bretschneideri (Chinese white pear)
Lineage: Eukaryota; Viridiplantae; Streptophyta; Magnoliopsida; Rosales; Rosaceae
Product: RCC1 domain-containing protein RUG3, mitochondrial-like
Exons: 7
Coding region: 60-1448 (462 amino acids)
Source: RefSeq, a predicted model, not a curated record